AUGUUCAUUCGGCUCCCAGUAGGAACACUAUGUCGUGCCUCGCUAAGAGCUGCGCCUCUUCCGCGGGUAGCAAGUCAAGCCCCUCAAUGGACACGGAACUAUUCUGUCACGUCUAACGACAAAAAAACGGCCAUUGUCACAGGUUCUGCGCGUGGCAUCGGUAAAGCUAUUGCUCUAAGAUUAGCAAAUGACGGAUACGAUGUCUGCAUCAAUGACAUUGCAGCCAACAAGUCCGAGGCAGAACAGGUCGCCAAAGAGAUUCGGGAUAUAGGCCGCAAGUCUGUAGUACACACUGCAGAUGUAUCAAACUUGAGCGAGGUUCAGUCCUUAGUACAAGCAUCAGUUUCCGAGUUGGGACCGCUCAACACAAUGGUAGCAAAUGCUGGAAUCGCCCAGGUCAAAGGCCUGCUUGACCUGACAGAACAGGACUUCAAGCGCAUGUUUGAAGUAAAUGUCUACGGCGUAUACAACUGCUACUCAACCGCCGCCAAGCAGAUGAUCUCGCAGGGAACCGGAGGCAAGAUCCUCGGCGCAGCCUCCAUUGUAGCAUUCAGACCCUUUCCACUACUCUCCCAUUACAGCGCUUCCAAAUACGCUGUCCGUGGACUCACUCAGGCUUUCGCCAUGGAGAUGGCACAGCACAAAAUUACUGUCAAUGCGUAUGCACCUGGUAUUGUCGGCACGGCCAUGUGGGAACUGAUUGACGAGAAAUUGGGCGAACUGACUGGGGCAAAGAAGGGCGAGACGAUCAAAAAGUACACACAAGACUUGAUCGCGCUGGGCAGGACAAGUGUGCCGGAGGAUGUUAGUAGUACGGUGAGUUUUUUGUGUAGCAAGGACAGUGAUUACAUGACAGGCCAGACGAUUGUUAUCGAUGGAGGUAUUAUUUUUACGUAG
This is a messenger RNA of Bipolaris zeicola 26-R-13, 897 nucleotides long. RefSeq lists its product as uncharacterized. NCBI's taxonomy places the organism in Eukaryota, Fungi, Ascomycota, Dothideomycetes, Pleosporales, Pleosporaceae. The transcript has 3 exons. The coding region runs from base 1 to 897 and encodes 298 amino acids. Gene Ontology annotation, molecular function: oxidoreductase activity, acting on the CH-OH group of donors, NAD or NADP as acceptor. The record is from RefSeq and is a predicted model, not a curated record.